AUGCUGGUGAUUGAUGCCGGCUCGGAGACACCUGUCAAGGCCAUCCUGGAUCCUGCCAAGAUUAGCUCCAUUUGCAAAUGCCUGGGUGAACAAAAAUUCCCGCAAAGCGUCCUUUUUAUCAUCCUUAAGCAAGAAUGGUAUGUGCUUCGAAGUGAUCUAUUUCAGGAUCGACUGCGCGGUUGCCCCGGGAUCCGGAAGGUGGUCAGCCUUGUCAGCCCCCGCCAGUUAGUCGGUUCUCUUCCAGCCACCGCAGAUGGCUUGGCAAAAUCCAUCGAAUUGGCCGUUUGCUAUAUUCUAGUCGAUGGUGUGGACGACGGCUCAGAUAAACAGCCGUCAGAUCACUUGCACUUGCAGCUGCGAGAGAGGCUCUCGUUGCAGUGGCUGUCACCGAUGCCGAUUCCCCUACGCAGGCUUGCCGUAGUCGGUGAGGUCCGCCCGGCUCACCUCUCUUCGCGAUUCUUCCUGGCCGCUCGAACCCUGGGAGAAUCGCGAAAUGACCCAAACCGAAAAGUCUUCAUCGAAUUGGAUCUGACUGUCGACCCUGGCCUUCCGGACCGGACUGUGACUGCUAUUCAAGACUACGCGGGCAAGCUAGAUGGAAUAACUACGGUGACUGAAUAUCUUCUUAUACCCGUCGCGCAAGCCGCCGCCCGACUCGCUCUCCCCACCUCACCAUUCACGUCGUUUAUCAAAUCCGUCAACAAGCACCAGACUGACCCCUUCAGUACUACAACCAUACUUUGCGGACCCGAAUAUACCCAUGGAUGUAUAUCAACUUCUAGUUAG
Messenger RNA from Penicillium waksmanii, 786 nucleotides. RefSeq names its product ATP-grasp enzyme fsqD (gene fmpC). The record is from RefSeq and is a predicted model, not a curated record. Bases 1 to 786 code for a protein of 261 amino acids. The transcript has 2 exons. Lineage: Eukaryota; Fungi; Ascomycota; Eurotiomycetes; Eurotiales; Aspergillaceae.